AUCGACGGUGGAGGUAGGCCGGAAGUACUCCAAAACUAAAUUUUCCAGAGACGGAAUUAUUGAAAAUCAAAAUCCAUCCCAUCACUUUCUCUUUGAUAGUUUCAGCUCAAACAGAAUUGGAGGACUAAGUGGGACCAGAAUAAAACUCCACACGACAACAAACAUGACAAAUUUCCUCGAUGAUGUUCGAAAACAACAGCAACUGAAUCAGCCCAUGAAUGGAUAGAAGCACACUUUGGUGUGUGUGGUUCAUCGGUUUCCACGAUUCAUAUACUUCUUUUUUUCUUUAAAAUUUAAAUCUUUUAAACACGGACUUUCAUUUUGGAGCCAUUCCCGUGGUGUCAAAAUUCUAAUUUUCUAAAAACCCACUUAAACCCAAUACCCCAACUUGAUUUAUUCCUUAUUCUGAUAAAAUGGCUUCUAUGUCUAGAUUUGUGCUCAAAGAUUGCAAGUUACAAACUUGUAAAUCUAUUUAUAGACCAAGCUCUGGUUUUCCUUCUCGGCUAACAAUAUCUUCUCUGGACAUAAGAAAUGGGAGUUUUUUAGCUGAUAAAGGAAGAACUUGUGCAAUUCAAAGCAAGCCAACAAGUCCAGUUGUUGCUGUUGAUGCCCCUUUUCGUGUCAUUCAAACUUCCAGCAAAUCCCAAGUUUUGUGCAAGGCGGCUGCAGAUGUGUCUGAAGAUGUUCCCAAUAGCACACCAGCUGGAAUGAGCAUGUAUGAAAAAAUAAUUGAAACUCUUACGACUCUGUUCCCUGUGUGGGUCAUAUUGGGCACCAUCGUUGGCAUCUACAAGCCAGCUGCGGUCACAUGGUUGGAGACAGAUCUCUUCACCCUUGGCCUGGGUUUCCUCAUGCUUUCAAUGGGAUUGACUUUGACUUUUGAAGAUUUUAGACGAUGUUUAAGAAAUCCAUGGACUGUAGGUGUAGGAUUUCUGGCUCAGUACUUAAUCAAGCCCAUGUUAGGCUUCGCUCUUGCAAUGACUCUCAAACUAUCAGCACCUCUUGCAACUGGUCUUAUUUUGGUCUCAUGUUGUCCUGGAGGUCAGGCAUCUAAUGUUGCAACCUAUAUAUCGAAGGGAAAUGUAGCGCUUUCUGUUCUUAUGACAACGUGCUCAACCAUUGGAGCUAUAAUCAUGACGCCGCUCCUCACUAAGCUCCUUGCUGGGCAGCUUGUUCCAGUUGAUGCUGCGGGACUGGCUAUCAGCACUUUUCAGGUUGUUUUAGUGCCAACUAUUAUUGGAGUGCUAUCAAAUGAAUUUUUCCCUAAAUUCACUUCAAAGAUAGUCACAGUCACACCUUUGAUUGGAGUUAUCCUCACAACCUUACUCUGUGCAAGCCCUAUUGGGCAAGUGUCCGAUGUCUUGAAAACCCAAGGAGCACAACUGAUAAUGCCAGUGGCUCUCCUCCAUGGUGCUGCAUUUGCUCUUGGUUAUUGGCUGUCAAAAAUAUCAUUUGGUGAAUCUACCUCUCGUACUAUAUCCAUUGAAUGUGGGAUGCAGAGCUCAGCACUUGGAUUUUUGCUUGCCCAGAAACACUUUACAAACCCCCUUGUGGCUGUGCCUUCAGCUGUUAGUGUUGUCUGCAUGGCACUCGGGGGGAGUGCUCUUGCAGUGUUUUGGAGGAACAGACCAAUUCCUGUCGAUGACAAAGAUGACUUCAAAGAGUAACAGUGGUGGCCUUAGUUUCCUGAGAGAAUUGCUUUUCUAGUCAUUACUAGAAAUUGAUGGGAAUCUUCCAUUUCUAUUUAGCUGUGUUAUCUGCAUCCAUGUUCAGACCAAUUCAAUUUAGGGAGAAGUAAAGGGUUUUUUAUUCGCAUUAGAAUUGAGAGUCUGCUUGUAAAUUGAAUUUCUUAUCUUACAAUAAGAAAUCAUUUGAAGUUUAAAUGGGCGAGUAUCUAUAAAAAGAAUUCUCCGCUUA
Molecule: messenger RNA, 1917 nt
Organism: Ricinus communis (castor bean)
Lineage: Eukaryota; Viridiplantae; Streptophyta; Magnoliopsida; Malpighiales; Euphorbiaceae
Product: sodium/pyruvate cotransporter BASS2, chloroplastic
Exons: 13
Coding region: 414-1667 (417 amino acids)
Cellular component (GO): membrane
Source: RefSeq, a predicted model, not a curated record